AUGCAAUUUACUCCAAAAGUAUAUGAGUUCGACUAUGAAAGACCCACAUUAAAAGUGUAUAAAUUAAGCUAGCAACUUGUGUUCAAUAGAACAGCUUCUGAAUAAAAAAUUAGAAAGUCCAGGGCUGUUUCAGAUAUAUUAAGUUAGCCUUCAAAACAAAUGGAUUUUAAGGAGGAAAUAAAAAAGCUAGAGCUAAUUUAAAAACCCUAAGAACUAAAAAGGGAAAUAUUUAGAUAAAUCAAAUAGACUUGUAGGGAGUUUAGAAAUCUUGAAAGGGAAAGAGAUGGGUCAUUAUGGGUGAAAUCAUAUUGUACAAAUGAAAAAAUAAAAAUAAGCAAAUUGUUUAAAGGAACUUAAAAUCCAUAAGCAAUUGAUUACAAAAAUUUUCAUUCAAGGAGUAAUAGCAAAACUCACAUCAAACCAAAAAGGAAAGCUGUCGAAAUUCCUCAAUCAUCUUUGUAAUAAUAAAGUAAGCCCAGACCUUAGUUAUUAAGAUUAAGAUUGAAAAGCAAAAAUGUGUCUUAAGAAAUCUUAUAAUAAAACGGAUGCUUCACAGAAAGAGAAUGCUAAGUUAAUUUAGUAACACAGUAAAUUAAUACUGAUACAAAGAAACCUAAAAAAGAGAUGGAAGUUCAAGAUAUGGGAGUCUUCGAUGAAAUGUUGGAAUUUUAUAAUUCAGAUCGAAUCGUAACGAUAACUUAGGACAUUAUGAGAAGAAAAAUUGAUUUCAAAAAAAUUUAACAUGAGUUAAAAAAAACUCUCUAAUAUAUCAGUAGAUUAAAUUUGGAUAUUUAUUAGGCAUUCAGUGAUCAAGUGAUAAGUCAAAAACCGUUCUAAAAGGAGCAUUCUUAUGAAUUUAUAUAGGCUGCAAAGUAAGGAAAAGAAUGGGAAGUCAAAGAGUUUAUUAAAGAUAACAAAUAUUUGGUUUACGAUUUCGAUUAUAUUUACAUGACGGCUUUACAUUGGGCUUGUAAGAGAGGACACUUUGAGAUUGUUAAACUUUUAGUUGAAAAUGGGGCAGAUAUUGAAUUUCAGGAUAUCAUUGGAAGGCCAACACUUUAUUUUGCAAUCAUUGGAGGAAAUCCAAAAAUUGUGAAGUAUAUUUUAGAUAAGAAGGCUGAUCCCUGGUCAACAACAGCAGUAAACUAUAAUUAAUUGUGUAUGGAGUACAAUCCCUCGUUUGUGUAGUUGAUUGCACAAGCAAGAAAGGCUCAUAUAACCUUAAAAAUGACACCUCCAUCCUAAAGAGAAACCAUAUGGAAAAUAUUACGUAGAUGA
This is a messenger RNA of Paramecium tetraurelia, 1278 nucleotides long. RefSeq lists its product as uncharacterized. The transcript is spliced from 2 exons. Lineage: Eukaryota; Ciliophora; Oligohymenophorea; Peniculida; Parameciidae. The record is from RefSeq and is a predicted model, not a curated record. Gene Ontology annotation, molecular function: protein binding. Gene Ontology annotation, cellular component: cytoplasm; nucleus.